Sinocyclocheilus grahami is the source of this 1465-nucleotide messenger RNA. Its product is annotated as protein odd-skipped-related 2. Lineage: Eukaryota; Metazoa; Chordata; Actinopteri; Cypriniformes; Cyprinidae. The transcript is spliced from 4 exons. The coding region runs from base 165 to 974 and encodes 269 amino acids. The record is from RefSeq and is a predicted model, not a curated record. Gene Ontology annotation, biological process: urogenital system development; embryo development; regulation of transcription by RNA polymerase II. Gene Ontology annotation, molecular function: DNA-binding transcription factor activity, RNA polymerase II-specific; RNA polymerase II transcription regulatory region sequence-specific DNA binding. Gene Ontology annotation, cellular component: nucleus.
UCCAGCGCAGAUCCGGACUCUCACACACACACACUGUUGAGGCUGACACGCUUUAGCAUGUUUAAACUGUAGUUAUGAACUUGAGCUGAAGUUUCUCGCUCUGUGCGGAUUUACAGUCGAACUGCGACCUUUGGCAUCGUGGGAUCCUCGAGUUCGGUUCCGAGAUGGGCAGUAAAGCUUUACCGGCCCCGAUCCCGCUGCACCCGGCCCUGCAGCUCAACUACGCGUUCCUGCAGACGCUCAACGCGUUCCCCGCCGCCGCGGAUCAUCUGUACGGCCUGAGCUCGCUCCAAACCCUGCAGAUGAACCACUGGACUCUGGGCUACCCGCCCGUUCAGCGCCUCGUGGACCCGCGCUUUGCGUUCGCCGCGCACCUCUUCCACCCCAAACCCGCUGCCGCGCUGCACAAGGACAGACCCAGGUUCGACUUCGCGAACCUCGCCGCGGCGGCCACGCAGCAGGAUCCGCCCAAACCGGGCGAGCUGGCCAAACUCUCCCCGGAGCGCAAGCCCGCGCGCGGCAGACUCCCGUCCAAAAGCAAAAAGGAAUUUAUCUGUAAGUUUUGCGGGAGACACUUCACCAAAUCCUACAACCUGCUGAUCCACGAGCGCACACACACCGACGAGCGGCCCUACACCUGCGACAUCUGCCACAAAGCGUUCCGGAGACAAGACCACCUGCGAGACCACAGAUAUAUUCACUCCAAGGAGAAACCGUUCAAGUGUCAGGAGUGUGGGAAGGGGUUUUGUCAGUCACGAACUUUGGCGGUUCAUAAAACGUUGCACUUGCAGGAAUCUCCUCACAAAUGCCCCACAUGCGGAAGAACCUUUAAUCAAAGAAGUAACCUGAAAACUCACCUUCUCACCCAUACAGACCUCAAGCCUUUCUCCUGCGGCUGCUGCGGGAAGCUGUUUCGGCGCAACUGCGACCUGCGACGCCACAGUCUGACACAUAGCCCACAGCAGGACUACUAGCUAGUGCACUAACCAGUGACUCCCACAGCAGGACUGCUAACUAGUGCACUAACCAGUGACUCCCACAGCAGGACUGCUAACUAGUGCACUAACCAGUGACUCCCACAGCAGGACUGCUAACUAGUGCACUAACCAGUGACUCCCACAGCAGGACUGCUAACUAGUGCACUAACCAGUGACUCCCACACGCUCACUCUGCUCUCAGCCUCUGCUCACGGACGCCACGGACUCGCUGGCACCUCAACAGACUCUGUGUGAACUCCUGUAAAGCUUUUAUUGUUAUUUUUAUUUUCACCUGCAUCUGAACUCCAGUGUUUCGGUCUGUGUUCACCUCUGGGAGGAUUCAGUGUGUGAAUAAAGCGGCUGAUCUACUCACAUGAGCGCAGGAUUAAUAAAAGAUCUUCGAGUCAAAGACAAUCAAAUGUGAGUGAGAAGAGACGGACACAAUUCUGCUUUAAUAAAAGAGUUUUCUUUUUUUAAAUGGUGAUUAG